Echinops telfairi (small Madagascar hedgehog) is the source of this 396-nucleotide messenger RNA. Its product is annotated as 60S ribosomal protein L31-like. The record is from RefSeq and is a predicted model, not a curated record. The transcript has a single exon. Gene Ontology annotation, molecular function: structural constituent of ribosome. The coding region runs from base 19 to 396 and encodes 125 amino acids. Gene Ontology annotation, biological process: cytoplasmic translation. NCBI's taxonomy places the organism in Eukaryota, Metazoa, Chordata, Mammalia, Afrosoricida, Tenrecidae. Gene Ontology annotation, cellular component: cytosolic large ribosomal subunit; ribosome.
CAGCUUGGCCCCAGCACCAUGGCUCCCACAAAAAAGGGUGGCGAGAAGAUGAAGGAGCGUCCGGCUAUCAACAAGGUGGUGACCAGAGAGGACACCGUCAACAUUCACAAGCGCACCCACGGUGUGGGCUUCAAGAAGGGAGCCCCUAGAACACUCAAGGAGAUGCGGAAGUUUGCCAGGAAGGUGUUGGGGACACCAGAUGAACGAAUCGACACCAGUCUCAACAAAGCUGCCUGGGCCAAAGGAAUCCGGAACGUCCCAUACCGUAUCCGUGUGCGGCUGUCCCGGAAACGUAAUGAAGAUGGAGAUUCCACUCCCCAAACAAGCUCUACACGUUGCUACGUGCCUGCCACCACUUUCAAAAACCUACCGACUGUCAACGUGGAUGAAAAUUAG